GACAUGGCACAGCACUUAGUAGUAUUGGCAGUUCUUUUGCCCAUGAUUUUGGGAGUAAUGGGAGAUCCUCGAACAAGUAACAUAACAACGGUAUCUGUAGUUCAGAAAUACGGCUAUCCAAUUGAAACUCACAAAGUAACAACAAAUGACGGGUAUAUUCUUACCAUGCACCGUAUUCCUUAUUCCCCUAACCCUAAUAAUACUGCAGACGAACCUUCUUCCGAACCCAAACCAGUUGUCUUCAUCCAACACGGUCUGUUGUGUUCCUCCAUCGACUGGGUUAUGCUUGGACCAAAGCGGGCAUUAGCUUUAUUGCUCGCUGAUGAAGGCUUCGACGUGUGGUUAGGCAAUGCUCGUGGAAACACUUAUUCCCGUCAGCACAUCAAUAUGGACGCCGAUAAGGAUGGCAAGUACUGGGACUUUGACUGGCAUGAGAUUGGGACGAUAGAUCUACCAACAAUGCUUGAUUACGUUCGUGAGAAGACAGGCGUUAAAAAGGUCGUUUACAUCGGACACUCUCAAGGAACUACCGCUUUCUUGGUUCUUAACUCACUUAAUCCCGACUAUAACAAAUAUUUCGAAUCAGCUCAUUUACUAUCGCCAGUGGCUUACAUGAGCCAUUUGACUUCCCCGUUUGUCAAAUAUGUUGCUCCACUUUUAGGCCGUCCCACAUUAAUAGGACCUAUGGAUCUUUUGGGACAUUACGAAUUCAAACCAAGCAAGACCCUUAUGAAUAUAGUUGCAGCAAUGAUGUGUGACAAAAAAGCCCAUAACUACAAGCUUUGCUCGAAUGCACUGUUCCUGGCUGCUGGAUUCGACAGUGACACUAUUGAUCCCAGCAUAAUUGACGAUGUUAUGGAAACUGGUCCUGCUGCAGCAUCGACCAAACAAUUCUUGCAUUACAUGCAGGAAUACAAUUCCGGGUAUUUCAGAGAGUUUGAUUAUGGAAUGGCCCGCAAUUUGAUUAAGUACCGAUCAACCAAACCUCCAAACUAUCCCAUUGGCAACAUCGAUGUUCCUCUUUAUUUGUACUACAGUGACAAUGAUGCCUUAGCUGCAGUUGAAGAUGUCCAUCAACUAAUUAGGGAGCUUAAUUGUGUUCAGAAAGCUUAUAGAGUUCCAGAAGCUAAUUUUGAUCAUUUGGGUCAGAUGUACAAUCCUAGGAUCAGAGAUCAUGUUUAUGAUAUAUUAAAACACAACAUUCAUAGCAAUACCGCAACUGGGCGCACAAUUUAA
This is a messenger RNA of Eupeodes corollae, 1236 nucleotides long. RefSeq names its product lipase 3-like. Gene Ontology annotation, molecular function: hydrolase activity, acting on ester bonds. Bases 4 to 1236 code for a protein of 410 amino acids. NCBI's taxonomy places the organism in Eukaryota, Metazoa, Arthropoda, Insecta, Diptera, Syrphidae. The record is from RefSeq and is a predicted model, not a curated record. Gene Ontology annotation, biological process: lipid metabolic process. The transcript has 3 exons.